UAAAUGAAAAUUAAUAACAAUAACAACAACGAUACGUAAAAUUCUUAGGCAUAAAAGAAUUUUAAUUAAUUGAUCAAGCUUGAGGCAGACGAUUUCAAACGAUAGUUCAAAUUUAUAGAUAAAGAGAAACUCUUUAUGGAACUUCAAAAUUACAAAAUUGAAAACAACAAUCUUAAAGAAGAGAAUACAAAGUUAAGAACACGCAUUCAAUAAACCGAAGUAAGCCAAUUACAUAUGCACAGAAAGAGCUCCUAAAUUAUGAGAGACUUUGCGAAAACAUGACAGAGUAAACACCUAAUAAGAAGAAAGCUAAUGAGCUAAUACUUAUAUAACUCAAAAAAUAGAACAAAGACCUUCAAUAGUAACUCAAAGAACGUACAGUCUAAGUUGAACACCUUAAAAAAAAUACCAAGGUCACCAAAUUUCAAGAGCUAGAGUGUGAUCGCAAGGCUUAUUUUGAUGAAACCGUGCGUAUGCGUAAACUCAUAGAAGAGAGUUAAUUAUACAUCUAAUCUAUGUUAAAGUACAUUAUCUUAAUUUUUACUUUAUAGUAAAUACAAUUAAAGUCUUUAACUUGAAGGUGAAGUUUAGAAGCUACUCAAAACAAAUGAAAAUCUGAUUGCUGAAAAUAAAGCUCUUAAUUAAAAGGGUCAAUAAUCAGAUGAAUUGAUGCGUUAGUUAUAAGUACUAUGUCGAUAAAUUUAUUUAGCAAUUGUACAAGGUGAAUUAAUAGAAACAGUAAGCAUUAGACAAAUAAAUAUAAGAUCUAAAAAACCAAAUUAAGAAAUUAUAGACAGAUAAAACAAAUCUUAAAUAGACAAUUAAAUAGAUGCAGGAAGCAUAAUAUUAACAUCUUUAAUAAUCGAAACCAAAAAAGGAACUUACUCCUAGACCAGUUUAAUUACCAAAUUAAAUAUUGGAGGAAUUACGAUUUAAAUUGAUAUACAGAGGUAUAACAGUAGAGUAGUUUGCUGAAAUGUUGGAAGGAUUGAAAUAAUAAGCAAGAGAAUAAAAUGUGACUGUAAAAGUAGAUGAUUUACAACAUAUUUUUGCUUAGUAAAUAAAUAUAUUUUAUAAAUAGAGAGCCCUUCUCAUAUACAGAUGAGAACAAAAUAUAAUUAAUAUUAAAUUCAUUAACUGGUCAAGGCAAUUAAUUAGUAGAGAAUUUGAAAUCAUUGAUAGGAAAUUAUAAAACUUUCAUGAAUUUUCCAACAUUUGAUUUUGAAUAGGCUUAGACAAAGAUGAAAAAUCAAUUAAAAUAAAAUGAAAAGAAGAUACAAGAGUUUUGGAACAAAUAAAAAGUGAAAGGAGAUGUAGUAUCUAAAUCAGAUGUUCGUAAGAUGUUAAACUCUCUUUCAUUAAAUUGGUAGGAGCCCGAGAAUCUAUUUUAUUUUUUGUAAUUAUUUGAGAAAUCAGGAGAAGAUUUACAACUAAUUCCAUUGUUAGAUACUUAUGAUCCAUUUACAUUAGAAGAUCCAUCAUAACAAUAAUAAAUUACAGGACAUUAAAAUAUGAGAAUAUCAGAAGAAUCAGAUGAAGAAUUAUUUGAUAAAUAGAGUCAAGAUUAUUCACUUGAUGAAAAUGCAGCAAAGAAAAAAAAAGAUUAAGAUUAAGGAAUAGUAUUUCGUGAUGAAGGUCAAAUAGUUUAACAAUAAAGAAAAUAGUAAUAGGAAUAGGAAUAACAAUAAGAAUUUGAGUAAGAGGAUGAAGAAAAUUAUAAUGAAAAUGAAAAUUAUAAGGAAAAUGAGGAUUAACAUUAUUAGGAAGAAGAGAACCAUUAAUAAAAAGGUUCAGAAUAGGAUAAUUAAUAAAUGCAUGAUUAAUAUGAACAAGAUGAAUAUGAAUAAGAUCAUUAGGAAGAAUAGUAGGAAGGUCAUUAAGAAGAUGAAUAUUAGAAUUAAAAUUAGGAAUAUGAAAAUUAAAAUUAGGAAGAUGAUAAUUAAAAUUAAGAAAAUGAAAAUAAUAAUCAAGAAGAAUAAUAAAAUGAAUAUGAAAAUGAAGAAUUUGAUUGAUUUAUUUAAUAAGAAU
This is a messenger RNA of Paramecium sonneborni, 2028 nucleotides long. Lineage: Eukaryota; Ciliophora; Oligohymenophorea; Peniculida; Parameciidae. The record is from the annotation of a GenBank genome assembly.